Molecule: messenger RNA, 213 nt
Organism: Striga hermonthica
Lineage: Eukaryota; Viridiplantae; Streptophyta; Magnoliopsida; Lamiales; Orobanchaceae
Source: the annotation of a GenBank genome assembly
AUGUCAGCGCUCUUCAAUUUCCAUUCGUUUCUGACAGUAGUGUUGCUAGGCAUCUGUGCCUGCACAUACGUUAAGAUGCAUUUUCAAGCACUUUUGGAACAGAGGACAGGGUUUCGAGGUGUUUUCUGGAAGGCUGCUAGAAUAGGAGAAAGACUUAGCCCUUGGGUUGCUAUCGGGUGCUUCGCGAUGGGGGUUUCAAUAAUCUUCUUUUGA